This is a messenger RNA of Osmerus eperlanus (European smelt), 2618 nucleotides long. It is a transcript of the gene cfap184, whose product is annotated as cilia and flagella associated protein 184. The record is from RefSeq and is a predicted model, not a curated record. Gene Ontology annotation, cellular component: ciliary basal body; axoneme. Lineage: Eukaryota; Metazoa; Chordata; Actinopteri; Osmeriformes; Osmeridae. The transcript has 3 exons. Gene Ontology annotation, biological process: cilium assembly. Bases 526 to 2013 code for a protein of 495 amino acids.
GUCGACAUGCUGAUAACUGUGCCAUCGCCGAUGAUUACCAAUUUCUGCACCCGCUGAGAAGCACUCCGGACAUAAUUCGAUGUCCGGACAGUCAUUGCAUCGAAGCCGCAGAUUUGUAACAUCUGCAAGACAGUUCACACAGUACUUCUUCCCUAGAUCGGCCAUGUUGCUGAAUCCUGGUUGUUGUUGGAAGCAGCACAGCCGCUGGAGGGGGGCAUGCGUACUGGUGUAUCUCCGGUCAGAGUACUGCGUCUCAUUAAUAUUAAUGACCCAUUCGCAAACGGUUGUGAUUGGCUUACACACCAGUUUCCAGGACAACUCAUAACACCGAUGGUUUUCAUUGACGAACAUUACAGACUGUUUCGAAGUUAGCCGUAGGCUUUCGUCACCGUGUUUUAUUAUUGAAAAUACUAAAAAUAUCAAGAAUUUAAUGAGAGGCUUUACAUAUAGUGUUCAAUAGGACUAGAUUUACUCAUUGAGAUUGACUCAUUUAAAACUCGAAAAGAUUAGAUAACAAGCAGUUCCAUGGAUGAACAGCCAGAGCAAAGUGAAAGUGACCUAAGCCUUGGAGUUGAAAACACAGACUUGAAUAAUGACGAGCCAGUCCAGGAAACACAAGCUAAUGAGACAUCAGAAAAGGGCCAAUCUCCUUCUCUUAAUGCCAAUGCUGAAAAUGCCCUGGAUCAGAAAACAGGAGAGGUUGAUGAAGCCACGUCAACGGAGGCCCUGGCUGAGACAGGUGUGGCAGGAGGAGACACACCUGAGCCCGGAGAGGACGCCGGAGACGAGGCGCCCACGGUAACCGACCAGCCCGCCAGCGUGGCGUUCGACGAGGGCGACGGCCCAGAGGCGACAGACCUCAACGGGGAACCCCUCUCCCGUGACGGGAGCGUCAUCCUUGAGGUGGAGCAAGACGACAACAGCGACCACAGCCCUGUGCUGUUGGAACUAGGGACGCCGAAGAGAGGGAGCUGCAGCCCGGAGCCGCAAAGUGAGAAGAUAGAAGAGCGGCCCCCUCCGGCUGAGGAGGCAGCCCCGAGGAUCAACUACAAGGAGCAAGUGAACCUUCUCCACGAGCUCCAGAUGGAGAACGAGAAGCUGAGCCAGCUGGACAGCCAGCUGCAGAUGAAGCUGGUGGAGUACAUCCGGAAGAAGACCGGGGACGAUACGCAGAAGGAGAAGGCUGCGUUGGACCAGGAGCAGCGUUACCAGAAGUACAUGGCCAUGAUGGCAGACCUCAAGUUGCAGCACCAGCGUGACUCUGAGGCGGGGCGGUUGCAGGCGGAGGACUUGAGGCUGCAGGUCCAAGAAAAGCUGAUUCAGGUGGAGAGCGAGUGGCAAAGCGUCAUGGUGUUGAAGCGCGACGUCGCCGUGGCGGCCCUGAGCCGGCGUCUGGGGAAGCAGGCGGCGCAGGCGGAGGUGGAGCAGAUCCAGGCGGCCGAGCAGCGGCGGGAGAACGAGCUGGUGCGCGUGCGCCUGGAGAACAUCAAGCUGAAGAACAAGACCAAGAAGUACGAGGCCACGCUGCGCGCCAAGGAGGAGCUGGCCGAAGGGCUCCACCUCAUCGACUUCGAGCAGCUGAAGAUCGAGAACCAGACGUACAACGAGAAGAUCGAGGAGCGCAACGAGGAGCUGCUGAAGCUGCGCAAGAAGAUCACCAACACGGUGCAGGUUCUGACCCAUGUGAAGGAGAAGCUCCAGUUCGUCCAGACGGAGAACCUGGCCAAGCGGGCCCAGCAGGCUGACGUGGAGGCGGUGUUGGCCUGCAGGCGGGACGUGCUCACCAGGACCAAGCAGGCCCGCGACGGCCUCCGCACGGACAACCUGCGGCUGCGGCAGCGCAGCGGCCUGCUGGGGAACGAGACCCUGCUGAGGGACUUUGAGGAGAAGGUGGACGCCUCCGACGGCCUGGAGGAGAGGCUGGAGAGGCUGAAGCGCCGGCACGCCGAGCUCAUCCUGAAGUGUGCCGGCGUCAAGAAGAAGCUGGAGCAGACCAAGCCCCAGUCACAGUGAGGAGAGCCAGCACACACACACACAUUGGUAAACACACACACACCUACGUACACACACACACACACACACACACAGGUACACACACAGGUACACACAAGUACACACACACAGGAACACACAUGACAUAGGUACACACUCACACAUAGGAGCACACACACAAACACAGGUACACACACACAGGAACACACAUUCACAGGAACACACACACAUAGGAAUACACACACAUAGAAGCACACAGAUCGACCAUGCAUUACCUAGGCACAUCGGGAAAAAACAACAUUGCAUAUAUUAAUAUAAAUACACAUUAAGUAAUAAAAAAUAACAGUAUUUGCUUUUAUUUGUUCUGGUUUGCAUUAUACAAAUUAAUUACAAUAAAUGCUUGCUGAAAGUUAAAUGAGACUGUUCUCUUUAAUAGGCAACAGAUGGCAGUGUUGUACAUAAAAACUGCUGGUUCUUUCGGUUAUGUCAGGUUGAGAUUCACAUGAUAGAGUAAGUUAACUAUCGUUCAUUUAACAUGUAUUUUAUUCGAAUCAUUGUCAUGCUCUCACAUUCAUGUUGCCGGUAAAAUCAGCAAUGACAAUAUCAGCAAUGGUGAAGGCUCAUCA